Messenger RNA from Sturnus vulgaris (Common starling), 3000 nucleotides. It is a transcript of the gene ASB2, whose product is annotated as ankyrin repeat and SOCS box containing 2. Gene Ontology annotation, biological process: intracellular signal transduction. Gene Ontology annotation, molecular function: protein binding. NCBI's taxonomy places the organism in Eukaryota, Metazoa, Chordata, Aves, Passeriformes, Sturnidae. The record is from RefSeq and is a predicted model, not a curated record.
UACAAGUUUCUGCUGUGCACCUUCAAACAGGAAAUCUGAGAUUGGGAACAACUUACAUUUUGGCUUGUAUUCGCUGAUCAUGGGGUGAUCCAGAAAUAAACUCCAGGCUUCAAAGCGAGCGUGUUUCAAAGCUGUCCUGCACUUGAUCGAAACAUCCAGGCAAAGCAGGGAGACAAAUACCAGCGAGGAUUUUCUGAAUUAGGACUUAACCAAGGAUAUAAACCAAUUCAGCACUAUUAUUACCCUUUUAUUUCAGAACAAAAAGGAAAGCAAAGAGUUAUAAAAAUGGCUACGACGGCAGCAAAUACUCAAAGACAAACGAUAGGCUGCGAGGAGUACAGUCUGUACAGCAGCCUGAGUGAAGAUGAGCUUAUAAAGAUGGCCAUCCAGCAGAGCUUGGAAGAGGACUCAGCAGGUCAGCCAGCAGCCCAGAGCCCCCAGAAGUCGCUGGUGGCCCGUGCUGGGGAGGUGGCUUCCCCGAGCCGUGCCAGCCCCCACAACCCUCCCUACCGCAUCUACCCCUGGCAAAGAUUGGCAGCCCAGCAGACAGGCCAUGCUCAGCCAUCCAGCUCGGGGGCAGCCUGGGGGGUCAGGCGAAGGCACGACAGCACAUCCCAGCCCGUAGAAAUUGACCCUGUAGUGGCAGCAAUCAAGGAUGGAGAUGAAAAAGCAGUAAGCAACAUGAUGAAAUCAGGAAAAAACCUUUCUGUACCUAAUAAGGAUGGCUGGAUACCCCUACACGAAGCUGCAUACUAUGGCCAAGUGGGCUGCCUGAGCCUGUUGCAAAAAGCGUACCCAGGCACCAUCGACCAGCGCACUCUCAAUGAGGAGACAGCUCUCUACCUGGCCACCAGCCGGGGCAACCUGGACUGCCUGCUCACCCUGCUGCAGGCUGGGGCUGAGCCUGACAUCUCCAACAAGGCCAGAGAAACGCCCCUCUACAAAGCUUGUGAGCGCAAGAAUGCAGAGGCUGCAAGACUCCUGGUGCAGUACCAUGCAGAUACCAACCAUCGCUGCAAUCGAGGAUGGACUGCUCUCCACGAGGCUGUGUCCCGAAACGACCUGGAGAUCAUCGAUAUCCUUGUGAAAGGGGGUGCCAAGAUUGAGUCAGCAAAUGCCUACGGGAUCACCUCUUUAUUUGUGGCAGCUGAGAGUGGGCAGCUGGAAGCUUUGAGAUAUCUUGCAAGAUGUGGUGCUGAUAUAAAUACACAAGCCAGUGAUAACGCCUCUGCUCUUUAUGAAGCCUGUAAAAAUGGACAUGUGCAUAUUGUGGAGUUUCUUUUGUCUCAAGGAGCAGAUGCUAACAAAGCCAAUAAGGAUGGCCUGUUACCUCUUCACAUAGCAGCCAAAAAAGGGAUUUGCGAGAUUGUCUCCAUGCUGAUCCCUGUGACCAGUCGCACCCGAGUCAAGCGCAGUGGCAUCAGCCCCCUGCACUUAGCGGCCGAACGCAACAACGACGAUAUCUUGGAAGAGCUGAUAGAUGCUGGCUACGACGUCAACACUGCCCUCUCUGAUGAACGGUCCUGCCUUUACGAGGACAGACGCACCACCCCACUCUACUUUGCUGUUUUUAACAACAACAUCUACGCCACAGAGCUGCUGCUGCAAGCCGGAGCCAACCCCAACGUUGACCUCAUUAACCCAUUACUCAUCUCCAUCCGCCACGGCUGCCUGAAGACCAUGAAACUGCUUCUUGACCAUGGGGCAAACAUUGAUGCCUAUAUAUCAAGUCAUCCCACCACAUUUCCAGCUACCAUCAUGUUUUCAAUGAAAUACCUUUCCGUGCUGAAGUAUCUCCUGGAUCUGGGCUGUGAUGCCAGGUCCUGUUUUGAGUGUCAGUAUGGAAAUGGCCCACACCCUGCAUUGAAUUACAGGCGGGAAAGACUUAAUGAUCCUCAGGUGACCAGGGAGCCAACUGUAGUACAGUUUUGUGAAAUGGUGUCUACUCCAGAGAUAAGUCGCUGGGCUGGGCCGAUCAUCGAUGUUCUUCUGGAUUAUGUGGGUAACGUGCAGCUCUGUUCCCGGCUCAAGGAGCAUAUUGACAGCUAUGAGGACUGGGCUGUCAUUAAAGAAAAAGCAGAACCUCCACGACCUCUCUCCCAUCUUUGCCGCAUCAAGGUCCGGAGCCUGGUUGGAAGAAACCGCAUUAAACUCCUUGACACGCUGCCUCUCCCAGACAGACUGAUCCGGUAUUUACAGCACGAUUACUCACAGUGAGCCCAAGCACACUGGAUAUGCAGCAGCCUCCUGGCGUGGCACCCAGUGUCAGCGCCACGGUAUAGGUGCACGCCAGGGAGGAAUUGCUGCUGGCUUGGUCAAGCACCCUCCCAUGACUAUUCUAAGAGAAAUGUGCUUUUGAAGCAUGAGAGAGAAGAAAAUGGAGGAGACAGCUAACAUAGGAGAUGCUGUUAGGUUUUUCAAGAGAAAACACAUACGAUUCACCUCAGACCUUGGUCUGCAAAGAAGAAGAAAGAAAAGCCAACACUGACAAACGAGUAGUGCUGAAGCAAGUUAUCAGUAAGGAACUCAAAAACGUCCUAAAGCUGUGGUGGAGCUUAGCAUCCCUGUGUCACAAUUCAGAACUUGUCAAGAAUCAAUGUAUUUGGGAAAACAAUCACAUUACCUUCACUGACUGAGAUUUUUAUUGUAGUUUCUAUUCUAUUGUUUGGAUUUCUGCUAAGUGUGUUGGUUGCUAAUUCUCUGAUAUUUUGACACCACCUUGCUAACACUUUUACUUUUUUUUUUAUACCUUUCGUAUUGAGUACUUGAUUUCUGAACCUUCAAAUCUCAGAGCUCUUUAAUAGACUAAAAUCCAGAAAUGCUGAAUCCUUUAAAAGUCAAGGAAAUGUUUAUUUAAGGAGGAUGGAAGAAUUAUAUUUGCACAUAGUGAAUACAGUUCAUUCUGUAUUAUAUUUGCAAUAGGAAGUAAGUGAAAUUUUGCUUGAGAAAAUUUCCUAGACUGGGGAUUUGAAAGCAACCCUGAGCUCUUUUUUUUUUUUU